AUGCCGUGCGGGACCCUGGCGCAGGGGGUUGACAGCCACUCCAGCUUCCUCCUUUCAGCCGUCGGGCGGGUGUUGCACAAAGCGCACCUGACACCUUUGGCGUCGGAGACGACCCUGUGGGUCGACACCGACGCGGAGCAGCCGUCGCCGCCGGCACGCAGCGGCCGCGGCGCCUCGGCGCUCGCGUGUGUCUCCGCGGCGGGCCUGGCCGUGGUCGCUCCGGCGCUCAAGGAGCGCAGGCGGAGGCCCCGUGGCCGCCGGGGUGCCGUGGCCGUGGCAGCGGAGGCGCCGCUGAGGCCAGGCGAGCAGGCCUCCCGCAUGCCCGACCGGGGCACGUUCCCCCCGAGGCCCACGCCCUUGCUCGACUCGCUGGGUGACGAGGGGACCUCGCGCAUCCGCGGCAUGAGCGUGGAGCAGCUCACCGAACUCGCGGAGGAGGUGCGCUGGCAGGUGCUCGACGCGGUCUCGGUCACCGGCGGCCACCUCGGUGCCGGCCUCGGCGUGGUGGACCUGACGGUCGCGCUGCACCACGUCUUCGACACCCCCCGCGACGAGAUCUGCUGGGACGUGGCUCACCAGUGCCAGCCGCACAAGGUGCUCACCGCGCGCCGCAGCAGGAUAUACACCCUCCGACAGGGCGGCGGGCUGUCCGGGUUCGCGAAGCGCAAGGAGUCUGAGUACGACGCGUUCGGCGCCGGCCACUCCUCGACUUCGAUCAGUGCCGCCGUGGGCUUCCAGACCGCGAGGGACGUCCAGGGCAAGCAGGGGCACAGUGUCGCUGUCAUCGGCGACGGCGCUAUCACCGGCGGCAUGGCGUGGGAGGCCAUGAACCACGCCGGCGGCAUGGGCUCCAAAGUCGUCGUCGUUCUCAACGAUAACGGCCAGGUGUCAUUGCCCACGUUCUACAACAAGGUCAAGGACCCUGUGGGCGCGCUGUCGCAGACGCUGGGCAACACCCGCGAGCAGGCGAGCCAGAGGGGCCUCAACAUCCAGAACGAUCUCGCGAAGAUCGAGACCUCGGAGACCUUCCAGAAUGCCAGGAACCUCGCCAAGGCGGCGUCGAGGUCGCUCCUGCCAGAGCAGCUGCAGACCGCGGCCGCCAAGGUUGACGAGUACGCCCGUGACUUCGUCAAGACGGUGCCCUUCAAGGGCAGCGGCGCUGGCAGCAAGGGCGAGCUGUUUGAGCAGCUUGGCUUUUACUACGUCGGCCCAAUUGAUGGUCACAACAUGGAGACCCUGACCCAGGUGCUGGGGAACAUCAAGGAGCAGCACCGGGACGGCACCAUCAACAAGCCCGUCCUCUUGCACAUCAAGACGCAGAAGGGCAAGGGCUACGAGCCUGCGCAGCGCGCGACCGACAAGCUCCACGCGGUUAAGCCAAAGUUCAAUCUUCCAAAGGUCGCUGCCCCGUCGGACAAGAUUAAGGUGGCCAAGGACCCCCUGACCAAGGUGUUCGCGGACGCGCUCGUGCGGGAGGCCGAGGCCGACGACAAGAUCGUGGCCAUCACGGCCGCGAUGCCCGGCGGCACCGGCAUUGGUAUCUUCGAGGAGCGCUUCGGGCCCGGGCGCACCUUCGACGUGGGCAUCGCGGAGCAGCACGCCGCCACCUUCGCCGCGGGCCUGGCCGCCGGAGGGCUGAAGCCGUUCUGCUCCAUCUACUCCACCUUCAUGCAGCGCGCCUACGACCAGGUGGCCCACGACAUCUGCCUGCAGAAACUGCCGGUGCGAAUGAUCCUCGACAGGGCCGGCCUCGUCGGCGCGGACGGCGCGACGCACGCGGGGUCCUUCGACCUGACGUACCUGUCCUGCCUCCCGGACAUCGCCAUCGCAGCCUCGGCGGACGAAGCGGAGCUGGUGAGCAUGGUGCACACGUUGGCCCAGAUAGACGAUAUGCCCACCGCGCUGAGGUUCCCUCGCGGAGAGGCCUACGGGGACGUCGAGAUGCCAGCGGCACCGCUCUUCCUGGAGCCAGGCAAGGGCCGCAUCGUCCGCGAGGGCCGCGACGGGUCCCUGGCCAUCCUGUCGUGUGGGAGCCGGCUGCGGGAGUGCUUGAAGGCCGCCGAGGAGCUGGAGAAGAUCGGCGUGUCGGCCACCGUUGCGGACGCCCGGUGGGCCAAGCCCGUCGACAAGAAGCUGAUCACGCUGCUGGCCGCCGAGCACAAGUGCCUGCUCACCAUCGAGGAGAACUCCAUCGGGGGCUUCGCCGCCCAGGUCCAGGACGUCCUCCUGAACGGUGGCCACCUCGACGGCCAGGGCAUGCCUCCGGUCGUCUUCCGCAGCAUGAUGUUCCCAGACCGCUGGAUCGAUCACGACGUCCCGUACCUGCAGUACGAGGACGCCAAACUCAACGCCAGCCACAUCGUCGACAAGAUCCAAAGCAUGCUCUCGCGCGCGGGCGUCAGGACGCAGGCGGCCGAGGCCAUGCUGCCCCUCGGGCCGCAGAAGCGCGGGUAG
Messenger RNA from Prorocentrum cordatum, 2454 nucleotides. Lineage: Eukaryota; Dinophyceae; Prorocentrales; Prorocentraceae. The record is from the annotation of a GenBank genome assembly.